This is a messenger RNA of Sus scrofa (pig), 1954 nucleotides long. The record is from RefSeq and is a predicted model, not a curated record. Lineage: Eukaryota; Metazoa; Chordata; Mammalia; Artiodactyla; Suidae.
GUGAAGAAAUGGAACCAGCAAAUUACACCAGCGUGUCAGAAUUUGUUCUCACUGGCCUAUCCCCGACUCAGGAGGUGCAACUGGUCCUGUUUGUUAUAUUUCUGUCCUUCUAUUUGUUCAUCCUUCCAGGAAAUAUUCUUAUUAUUUGCACCAUCAGGCUUGACCCCCAUCUGACCUCACCCAUGUAUUUCCUGUUGGCUAAUCUGGCCUUCCUUGACAUUUGGUACUCCUCCAUCACAGCCCCUAAAAUGCUCGUAGACUUCUUUGUGGAAAGGAAGAUCAUUUCCUUUGGGGGGUGCAUUGCUCAGCUCUUCUUCCUGCAUUUUGUUGGGGCCUCAGAGAUGUUUCUGCUCACAGUGAUGGCCUUUGAUCGCUAUGCUGCUAUCUGCUGCCCCCUCCACUAUGCUACCAUCAUGAACCAACAUCUCUGCUGUAUUCUGGUGGCUUUCUCCUGGAUGGGGGGCUUCAUUCACUCUAUAAUCCAGGUGGCUCUCAUUGUUCGACUUCCCUUCUUUGGGGCCAAUGAGUUAGAUAGUUACUUAAGGCAGGUUGUCCAGAUUGCCUGUGUCAACACCCUCCUGGAGGAGUUAGUGAUGAUCUUUAGCAGUGGCUUGAUCUCUGUGGUGUGUUUCAUUGCUCUCCUCAUGUCCUCUGCCUUCCUCCUGGCCAUGCUCAAGAAACACUCAGGCUCAGGUGAGAGUACGAGCCGGGCCACAUCCACCUGCUACUCCCACAUAACCAUUGUGGUGCUAAUGUUUGGGCCAUCCAUUUACAUUUAUGCUCACCCCUUUGACUCAUUUUCCCUAGACAAAGUGGUGUCUGUGUUCCAUACUGUGAUAUUCCCUUUACUUAAUCCUAUCAUCUACACAUUGCGAAACAAGGAAGUCAAGACAGCCAUGAGGAAGCUGAUCAACAGAUACAUUUUAUGUAAAGAGAAGUAAAAGAUAAACCUAAAGUAGGAAGCAUUUGCAGUAAUAUUGCUGCUUUCACUACCUCCUUUUGUUUGAGUUCUUAAAAUCCACUAGAUUUUUCAUCUAUGUGGUGAAAAAACAAAGAAGUUAAGAUGUAAGUAAAUUUAUUUACACCCUCCCUGAAAUUUCUGGCAGAUUACUAUUAGAAUUUAAAAUAUAAUAAUGGUCUGCUAAAACACACAUUUUCACUAAUUGUUUAUUGAGUGACUAAUUGGAAAGGCUUUGGCUCUGAGGAGAAUGUGAUGUGUGUUAAGAAAUAACAAAAUAAGUAAGGCCUGGGAGACAUAUCCAUUAUGAAUGUAUGGAAGUAAGUGGCUAGCAUAUGAAUAUGAGUAGUUUCAAGUGACCAAAUUAAAAAUAGAUGUGUUUCAAUCUCAGCCUAGUGGGAUAGUGUUUGGCAAACCAUCUUUUUGGGACUGGAAAAAUAGAUUUUUUGUCUUUUAUCUCUUCCUCUUUCCAGAAUAAAUAAUAGAAAGUGAGAAUUCAUUGAUAGAAGCCAUUUCAGCUCAUUCCAGGAGGUAGACAUUCAACAGUAUUGGUGACAGGACCCGAGAUUUUGUCACAUCUUGGAAACACUUUUUAUGAAUUCAUGGCUGAGUGUAGUUUGGUUACUAUGUGAGGACUCCUGUCUUUCAGAGGAAGUCUCCAGUCAACUAAUGAUUUUUAAAGGCAGUGUCUCUUUACAGCCUCUGGUGUGAAUACAGACUUGGAGGAAAGGGAUUCUAGAUUGAUUGGAAUUGAUAGGCAUCUGGCUGUGUGAUUUUAAGAUUGCCUCCUUUGCCAUUUUUGUGAUUUCUGAAUUUGCUAAUUCUGCCUUUCACAUUAAAGUUAAAUUAGUAGUGUGCUGCUUUUAUUAGCACUAUAAUUAAGAGCUCUUUCCUACUAAACCAUUUCUUAGUACAUAUGGAAGAGAUCUAGAUGUACUGGUUUCUAUAAUUCUCUAGUUAUUUUUUAAAAUUGUUAUUACUUUUUCUUUUUAAGAC